AUGUCUUUUACCAUGACCGGUCACGCCAUCCCAAAGAUGUUUCCCAGACCGUUUCACAGCUGGGUUGGAACGGGGCGCAUCUUCAACUUUCUCUCCCCGUACGAGCGGAACCCCUUCAUUGCGUACCUCAACUCGAUCUACAACACCGCCCCGCUUUUCAAGUGGUCGCUCUCGGUCGUACCCCUUUACGGCAUCGUCUCCGGUAACCCGCCAGUGGAGAAGAUCGACUUCAACUCGAGCGCUGCCCUGUGCGCUACGGGUAUGGUGUGGUUUCUCUACGCAUUGCUCAUUCAGCCUCAGAACUCUGGAAGUCGCUCGUUGGCGCUGGUGAACGUCUGCUUGGCUGCGGUUAACGGCUACAACUGCUACCGUAGCGCGAGAUACAAGAGCCUCCAGGUGGCAAAGGCAAACAGCAUCCAGUGA
Messenger RNA from Leishmania braziliensis MHOM/BR/75/M2904, 423 nucleotides. RefSeq lists its product as hypothetical. Gene Ontology annotation, cellular component: mitochondrial inner membrane. The transcript has a single exon. The record is from RefSeq and is a predicted model, not a curated record. The coding region runs from base 1 to 423 and encodes 140 amino acids. Lineage: Eukaryota; Euglenozoa; Kinetoplastea; Trypanosomatida; Trypanosomatidae. Gene Ontology annotation, biological process: pyruvate import into mitochondria.